Molecule: messenger RNA, 1732 nt
Organism: Cornus florida
Lineage: Eukaryota; Viridiplantae; Streptophyta; Magnoliopsida; Cornales; Cornaceae
Product: sodium/pyruvate cotransporter BASS2, chloroplastic
Exons: 13
Coding region: 263-1516 (417 amino acids)
Cellular component (GO): membrane
Source: RefSeq, a predicted model, not a curated record
GGUUACAGCCGAGGACGUGUGGGAGGUCUAUGAUAGAUUACAGAUUUUCAGUCCUCAGAAACGACGCAAACCCUUUUUAUUUAUGAAUUUGCAGAAGAAGGAGCUUCUUUAAUUCUGGAUUAGGCGCGUGGUUCAUUGUUUUCCACGACCACCACAUCCAUCUCAGCUUCUGCUUAUCUUUUCUCACUCUCUAUCUCCAACUUAUGUUUGAUACUGUCUGAACUAAAAACCCUAUCCACUCAUUUGCUCGAUCCCAUAUUUAAUGGCGUCUAUAUCUCGAUUUGUCGCCAAAGAUUGUAGAUUGUGGCCCUGUGAUGCCAUUUACAGGCCAAACACUUGUUUUACACCAAGAAGGUCUCAAACCGAUUUGCAUAUAAGAGGUGGGUUUUGUGUGCCCGAGAAUGAGAGACGUUUGGCAAUCCAAAAUAAGCCACGGAGUCCAAUUGCUGCUCUCUCAACCUCAUCCCCAAUUAUUCAACCCUCUCGGAAUUCAGAAGUUCUGUGCAAGGCAGCAACAAAUGUACCUGGAGAUUUUCCCAGUAGCAGCCCUAGUGGAAUGAGCCAAUUUGAGAGAAUAAUUGAAACAUUGACGACCCUUUUUCCUGUUUGGGUCAUAUUGGGUACCGUUAUUGGCAUCUAUAAGCCUGCUGCGGUAACUUGGUUAGAAACAGACCUUUUCACUGUUGGCUUGGGUUUCCUGAUGCUUUCGAUGGGAUUGACAUUGAAAUUUGAAGAUUUCAGACGAUGUCUAAGGAACCCAUGGACUGUUGGUGUAGGAUUUCUUGCUCAAUACAUUAUAAAACCAGUUUUGGGCUUCUUUAUUGCAAUGACUCUAAAACUAUCUGCACCACUUGCAACUGGUCUUAUUUUGGUUUCUUGCUGCCCUGGAGGCCAGGCAUCAAAUGUUGCAACAUAUAUUUCAAAGGGAAAUGUAGCACUUUCAGUACUAAUGACAACGUGCUCAACUAUUGGGGCCAUUAUUAUGACACCACUUCUUACUAAGCUUCUUGCUGGUCAGCUUGUUCCUGUUGAUGCAGCGGGCCUGGCCAUCAGCACUUUUCAGGUUGUUUUAGUGCCAACAAUUAUCGGAGUGUUGACUAAUGAGUUCUUCCCCAAAUUCACUUCGAAAAUAGUCACAAUCACGCCUUUAAUUGGAGUUAUCCUUACCACCCUUCUUUGUGCAAGCCCUAUUGGCCAAGUUUCAGAAGUCUUGAAAACUCAGGGAGCACAAUUAUUACUUCCAGUGGCCCUCCUACACGGUGCAGCAUUUGCUCUCGGUUAUUUUAUUUCAAAAAUAUCAUUUGGUGAAUCAACUUCUCGGACCAUUUCCAUAGAAUGCGGGAUGCAGAGCUCUGCACUUGGAUUUUUACUUGCCCAAAAACAUUUCACCAACCCUCUUGUAGCUGUUCCUUCUGCUGUAAGCGUUGUCUGCAUGGCGCUUGGUGGGAGUGCUCUAGCAGUCUUUUGGAGGAACAUGCCAAUUCCCGUUGACGACAAGGAUGACUUCAAGGAGUAGGAAGUUUUAGUCUUUCUUCUCGGUGCCAUUUUCUUUAGGCUGCUGUUAGUUUUAGGUACAUUAGCUACUCAUUUUACAACAAAUAAGAUAGUUAUGGGGUUUUAUGUCAAUUUUUUUUUUCAGUUAUUGCCAAAAAUUGAAAGUAGAUGUGGUUUUAUGCAGUUUGCCCUAAUAAAAACAACAAAGUUAUAAUCAAUAAACUCGUCUCUUCUUACA